AUGGCCACCCUCCGCGUUCUGUCAUUCGAUACUGAGAGCCGCCCGAUUCAGUUUGAGAGCUGGCUCGAUGACCUGCAGCUGUUCCUACUGAGCGAUAGCAAGGACAAUGUCUCUCUCUUUGACCACACGUCUGGUGCCUCAGUCGCUCCUGCUGCCACAGCUGAGCUUAGCGCCCGUUCCCAGUGGCAAACUCAUGACGCUGCUGCUCGCCUAGCCGUUCGCAGCCACCUGCCGUUAGCCGAACUCCCGCAUUUUGGCGAACACAAAACCGCUAAGGCUCUGGACCACUUUCUCGCUCGGUGUCCCACCGAUCUCACUGUCGACCUCCUAGAGGAGCACCUUCUAGCCGCCGAGACUGGCUUGAUCACUGUAGGUGCUGCUCGUGGCGCUCCUCGCACCCCCAUCUUUGAGGGGUGCUCUCCCUCUCCCCUCGCCCCCUCCUACGCUACUGCCGCUGCUGAGGUGGAGAAGGAGGAGGUGGCGGAGGGAGUGGUGGCGGGAAUGCUGGCGGGAGUGGUGGCGUCGGUGGCGGCGGUGGGAGUGGAGGUGGAAGUGGUGGCGGCGGAGGGGGUGGCGGCGGCGAUGGCGGCGGCGGUGGCGGUCGGAGCGGCAGUGGCGGUGGCGGUCGAGGCAGAGGCGCUGGCGCUGGCCAGAGACAGCAGCAGCAGUAGCGUCCCCGUGAGACUCUUACGCCCCAGCAGCUUCGUGAGUGGCUUGCUCAGCGUGGGACGUCUGGGGGUAGUGGUCGUGCUUCCCGCUGCUUCUUUCGUGACAGUACUGCACCCACACCACUCACUGCACCUGUUGCAGUCUCUCUGGCUGACCCCUCAAGGGGCCGAGUUCUUGCAUGCAUGUGGCGAUCUGUACGUGCUCCCGGACCGGCCGCCACCUGGCCACCUUUACCCGUCGGCCAGGGUCGAGUCUUUACACACUGACGACUACGCCUCCUCAGGUAGUUGCAACUGGUAUCUCCCUCCCCUCCCUCCCUCGCCUGCGCCGCCCUGCCUUCCUUGUGUCGAGGAGCAGCAGCGUGCCGCUCCUCACUCCUCCUCGUUUCCCCCGACAGAGGCUCGCCUGCAGACCCUCCACAUGGACGUGUGGGGCCCAGCCUGCGUUCGUGGACAGGGCGGCGAGUGGUACUUUCUGCUGGUUGUCAACGACUACCCGCUCCGGUACGUCGCACAGCAGCUCAACCUCUGGCCCCGUGUCUCCUUGCCGGAGACCUCGCCCACACUGCGUUGGACGGGAGAAGUUGGCGAUGUGUCGGUGUUCCGGGUCUGGGGAGUUUGUGCCCUUGUCCGCGAUACGUCCGCGGUCAAGCUCUCCUCCCGCACCAUUCCCCCCUGUGUCUUCUUCGGUUUCCCCCCUGAUGCGCCUGGCUGGCAGUUUUACCACCCCACCUCGCGCAGUGUUCUGUCCUCUCAGUACGUCACCUUUGAUGAGAUGGUUCCUUUCGACCAUCGCUUCCCCUACCGCACUGCCCCUCUCCCUCCUCCGCCGCUUUUCCUCGCUCCAGGUCCCCCUCCGAUAGACCCCCUCCCCACUCAGGGUCCUGCUCCUUCGGGUGUGUCUCAAGAGGACCCACUCCCCUUGGCUAAGCCUGUAGAGGUCACUAGCAACUCAGGUGCUGCUGCGGGUGGUGCUGCUUAG
Molecule: messenger RNA, 1650 nt
Organism: Closterium sp. NIES-65
Lineage: Eukaryota; Viridiplantae; Streptophyta; Zygnematophyceae; Desmidiales; Closteriaceae
Source: the annotation of a GenBank genome assembly